AUGCCCGCCAGGCUUCGUGGCCUUUUCGCUCUCAUUGCCCAGGAAAUAACGACGGCCGGUCAUUCACCCUGCGCCGAGGACCAGACAAUAUUGCUGACCAAGGAGGGCCGCAAACCUGCUCAGUCGGUGCUGAGAACCUAUCCGAGGCCCUGGCACCGCCGCGGCCGUUCAAUAGUGCUAGUGCACCCCAGCUGGGGCGCCCGGGGCCUCUCGGGCCUGGAUGGCAUAGACGUGAAUGCGCUCGAGAUGGCUGCAGUCCCCUGGCGCCCAGUCUGGCGCAUACUGUCCUGGGGCACUCAUAUUCACCCCAAACCCCAGAGACAGCCCGCCGCACGCUACCGUCUCGCACCCUGUAGCUUUACCGCCGACACACCUCGGCUGCAAUACCCUCCAGCAUCUUGUCCCGCCCGACAAACAGGUCAGACCAGCCGGACAGCUGCGCCAAGGGCAGUCAGGGCUAGUCCGGGCUGGGACGAGGCUGUAGAUCCCAAAGCUUGUGUGAGACCUCAAGGCUACCACCUCCGUCAUCUCGAGCUUCAGCCUUGCCCCAAGGUCAAGGCCUUGAACGCACUAGAGCCCUUCCUUGCGCUCACCAAGUCGGCGACCUCAACCCGCGCCGCAGCAGAUCUGGUCACCAGGGCCACCUCGGCACAGGGCACCUAUGUGUUUGCAGAGCUGCUUCAGGCGCCACAGAUCCAGGCCCUUGCCCAGUCUCCAGAGCACGCCCCAUACUUCACUCAGCUCGAGAUAUUCUCCUACGGCACGUACGCGGACUACACGGCAGCCACAAGCCUCCCCGCCCUCAACGAGCAGCAGACCCUCAAGCUGCGCCAGCUCUCCCUCUUGACCCUCGCCAAGGACCCCCACAAUCUCAGCUACUCGUCCCUGCAGUCGGCGCUCGGCCUGUCGGACUCUCGGGCGGUGGAGGAGCUCGUCAUCAGCGCCAUCUACGCCGAUCUGAUCUCGGCCCAGCUAGAUCCCCGCAACCAAGCCGUCCACGUAUCCUCGGUCUCGCCCCUGCGCGAUCUGGCGCCGGGCUCCAUCCCGUCGGUCCUCGCCAGCCUCCAGGCCUGGUCGAGCCGAUGUACCUCCACCCUCGCUGAUCUCGAGAGCCAGAUCGCCGCCAUCAAGGCCGCCGCGGCGGCACGCCACAGCGAGAAGAAUGCGUGGGCCGAGGUCACGGAAAAACUGGUGGCGGAGGAGAUGAGCUCGGAGGGCAAGGGCAAGGAGGGUGCCCAUAGCCGCAAUCAGACCAACCUCAUCAGCCGGGCCACGGCGGCCCUGAACCGUCAGCGCUACGGCAAGCGGGACAGGGGCGCCAGCAGCCAGGAGCACGACCCGGCGGACGAGGAGGUCAUGGACGUCGAUGACGAGGACGAGACCGAGGCAGCGGCCGACAGCAGCGGCGGUGUGGCCGGUAAGAAGCGGGCAAGCCGGCGGAAGCUGUAG
Messenger RNA from Neoarthrinium moseri, 1449 nucleotides. RefSeq lists its product as uncharacterized. Gene Ontology annotation, cellular component: COP9 signalosome. The coding region runs from base 1 to 1449 and encodes 482 amino acids. NCBI's taxonomy places the organism in Eukaryota, Fungi, Ascomycota, Sordariomycetes, Amphisphaeriales, Apiosporaceae. The transcript has 4 exons. The record is from RefSeq and is a predicted model, not a curated record.